CAGAGCGGGGGCUGCUGGGAGUUGUAGUCAGUGCGGCUGCGCGGCCUUCGGCGGCGUACCUGGCCUCUGCCAGCCGACUGGCCUUCAUUCCUGUAAAGAAGCAGGUGUCUGUGAUUAAUUCCCAAUGCAGUUUUGAUUCAGAUUUAUUGUUUAAAUUGUUGAAGAUGUCAUCAGGCCUUACAGAGGAACAAAAGAGAAGAAUUGAAGAGAACCGCCAGAAGGCUUUGGCUAGGAGAGCAGAGAGGCUAGCAGCCCAGAGAGGUGGGCAGGUAGGGAUCACUGGACCUCAGGUGAAAGAGCAGAGUCCAGGCAGUCAGGGAAACUUGAAGCAAGAAAACAAUCAUGUCAGGUUCAUUAGCCAGCACCAACAGAAUCCAAACAGUCCUGUGGAGCAGAAGAGCUAUCUUCAGAAAGAUUAUAAUCAUUACACUGCAAACCAACAGAUGGCUGGUUCACAUGGAGAGCAACAAAAGAAUUGUUCAGAGGACUCGGAACAAGCUAGUGGCAUUAAGCAGUUCCCCACAACGAUCCCAAAUUCUCUGAGUUAUUCACAUAAACAUUACUUGGAUGGUGGUGGUCAGGAACAUGGACAACAAGCUUUAAUUAAUCUUGGUACAUUCCAGCAGCCCAAAUGCUACCCAGCUUUCAAAAACCCUACAGAACUAUCACAUCCUAGAUUAAUUGAUAACGGGCACCCUGAUGAUACUAAAGAUUUACAAGGUCAGAACAAAUGUGCCAUAAAAUACGUUUCACCGCCAAGCAGCGCUACCCCGAGUGAUUCAGAAAUGCUGAUAAAGACAAGCAGACCAACGGAAAGAGAGGAGAGAGGUGGUGCCUCUCAGGCCAGUGGUAGGAUGCAGAAGCUGACUAGCUCUGCUGGUGCAGGCUCUACCUUUGAAGCUGCCUCUUGCAAGAAAGCAAAUAGUGUUACAAAAGGAAAAUGUGUGAAAUAUGGGGAAGACCGAUUCCAGGUUGAAAUAGGGUAUAAUGCUGAUCUCAUUGCCGUGUUUAAGAAGAUACCAAGCAAAAGCUAUGAUCCUGCUACAAAAAAAUGGGAUUUCAGCCUGGAAGAUUACAGCAGUUUCAUGGAAGCAGCAAAUCAACUUUCGUCAGUAAUUCUGGCACCACUGGAAGGAGAAAAUGCAGUUGGCUUGGCAUUAGGCUCUCAUUUCGUUGGCAGUAGGGUUAAUUUGAAAUCCCUCUUGAAGAUGUGUAAGAACUGGAAGAAACCCUCAGCCCUUGUCAAAGGGAAGUGUGUGCUGAUCUCUCGCUUGCGGUUUGAGGUUGAUAUUGGAUAUUCUGCGGAAGUGAUUGGAGUGUUCAAACAGAUGGAUUCCAGAAAUUAUGAUAUGAACACCAGAAAGUGGAAUUUCCUGCUGCAGGACUAUCCCAAACUAAUGGAAGUGUUACAGAGCCUUGUGUCAGUAGAAGUGGAGCCACUGCCUGAGGCAGUAAUACAAACCUUUGCUGCUCAAAUACAGAGAUCUACGUCACAGACAGACAUUCCUGAUGCUGACCUUUCAGUAGUGGACUCCAAAAUUGUGACGAGCCUCAUGCCCUUUCAGCGGGAAGGUGUGAAUUUUGGAAUUUUAAGAAAUGGACGUUUACUUCUUGCGGAUGACAUGGGCUUGGGCAAGACCAUCCAGGCGAUCUGCAUUGCUGCAUAUUACCGAAAGGAGUGGCCCUUGCUGGUGGUGACUCCUUCUUCUGUGAGGUUCACAUGGGCAGAGGCAUUUCACAGGUGGCUUCCAUCCUUAAGUCCAGGUAGCACCAAUGUCAUAGUGACUGGCAAAGACAAUCUAACAGCAAGCUUGAUCAACAUCAUUAGCUUUGACCUCCUCAGCAAGAUGGACAAGCAACUUAAGAGCACUUUCCAAGUAGUUAUUAUUGAUGAAUCUCAUUUCCUAAAGAACAUAAAAACUGCACGAUGCCGAGCUGCCAUGCCUCUACUCAAGGCUGCCAGGAGAGUGAUCUUGCUUUCAGGAACCCCUGCCAUGUCACGACCCGCAGAGCUCUACACGCAGAUUGCGGCUGUCCAGCCAGCCUUCUUCCCGCUGUUCCACUCCUUUGGGCUACGCUACUGUGAUGCCAGGAAGGUGCCGUGGGGUUGGGACUACUCUGGAUCAUCCAACUUAACUGAACUGAAAAUUUUGCUGGAAGAGUCCAUCAUGAUCCGACGUCUGAAAUCAGAUGUGCUUUCCCAGCUUCCAGCAAAGCAACGCAAAAUGGUUGUGGUGGCUCCUGAAGGCAUUAGUGCAAAGACCAAAGCUGUCUUGGCAGCUGAAGCAAAGAUGAUGGCCAAAGGAUAUGAAAGUAAACAACAGGAGAAGGAAGCACUUCUCCUCUUCUACAACAGAACGGCAGAAGCUAAAAUCCAUUCAGUUGUAGAAUACAUCCUGGAGUUACUGGAAAGUGGGAAUGAUAAAUUCCUGGUGUUUGCUCAUCACAAGAUAGUGCUGGAUGCAAUAGUUGCAGAGCUGGAGAAGAAACAUGUAGAAUACAUUCGCAUUGAUGGCUCCACACCUUCAGCAGAGCGGCAGUCUCUGUGCCAGAAGUUCCAGUUCUCAAAGAAGCAGGUUGUGGCCGUCCUGUCCCUCACUGCUGCAAACAUGGGCCUGACGUUGUCUGCUGCAGAUCUGGUGGUGUUUGCGGAGCUCUUCUGGAAUCCGGGUGUUUUGAUCCAAGCAGAAGAUCGGGCACAUAGAAUUGGACAGACCAGCUCCGUUAAUGUUCACUACCUGGUGGCUAAAGGCACAGCGGAUGACUACUUAUGGCCAAUGAUUCAAGAGAAAAUCAAAGUGCUGGGGGAAGCUGGUCUUUCAGAAACCAAUUUCUCUGAAACCGCUGAAUCCACUAAUUACUGCCCUAAGCCAGAUCCAAAGCAGAAGACCAUCUACGACCUUUUCCAGAGGACCUUCUCUGAAAGCAGAGAUGACGCUGACGAAGUUUUGCUUUUGGAGGCAGCUGAUGCUUGCUGUGAGUUUGACUCUGGCAGUGCCCUGCAAGAUACCGAAGGAGAGACAUGUUCAGUGAGUCCCCCAAAAAAGCGCCGUAUUGAGGAUUUUUUUUAAAGUGUAAUGAAGACAGCAAAAGAGGUGGUGGUUGAGAGAUUUUUUUAAAUUAAAAAAGAGAAAACAAAAACAAUCAAGUAUUAUUUUUUGAGUUUUCAAAAAUAAAAGAUGUUAAGUUUUCUGUAUCUCUAGUGCGUUUCAUCUCAAAGGAUUAGAAGGCAAUCUGACAGCGUGACAGAUGAGCAGUGCACCCUUGGCAGCCUGCAGGUUUUGCAGUCCUGGUUUUGCUGAUCACUGAGUGGCCAUGGGCAAGUAGCAUGCUGCUUUGUUUCAGCACAUCAGCUUCCACAGUUGUUUUGUUUAAAAAGCAGAUAAUAGUUGUCUGUCCACAAGGCAGAACUGUUCCAAAAACUAACUUCUCAGCAGCCGCAGAGUGCUUUUAACAGUCAGUCUUCCAUCUCCAAGAAUUUUAGUCUGUAUUUAUAGGAGUCAGUACACUGGCAAAAUUUGGCCCUUACUUGGGUCACUCACAAACAGGCUCUCUGGUAUUCAGUUUGGUAGUGAGGAGAAAAGAUCCAGACAGAUCUUGAUGUUUUGUGGAUGUGGUGGAGAGGAGGGAGAGCCCCAGAUUUUUGUCUGUGCAGAGCAGUCAGUACCUUGAAACUAAGAAGUGUAACCGUAUGCCAGGAAGUGUGUAUUGCCUGUUAGGCACAUAUCUGCCUGAGCACGCUGAUCUCUGGCCUCAUCUGCUAAGUCUUGAGGACCUGCUCCAUGGCAUGUGCUGCUUUUGUCAGUGGAGGGUGAAGCUUGUGCUGACUGCCAGGGAUUAAGCAUGGCUGCUUAGGAAGGGUGUGUGUGUGUGUGCGCGUUCAAGACUUGAGACUGAUUUCCACAGAUGAGUGAGGAGAGGGGGACAUGUGCAGACUUUUGCUCUUGUAAGAAACUGAUUCUGGACUGAGCUGUUUAAAUAAAAAGUUGUUUUAAAUUGUGCUUCCUAAGCUUUUGGUACUUUUUCUAUUUUAGAAUUUCAUCUCUCAUUUGGACCUUAAGUUUGAGAAAUAUGUGAUGCAGUGGAAAUAUUAGUGGUUUUUAAAUAUAUUUACAAUGGCUGAAAUACAGGUCUUUUGGGGGAUACUUCCUUUUGUGCUUUUUAAAACUCAUCAACUUUCAGGAGGGAAACUCCCAUGACACUGUGCUUAUAGAUGAAUCAACAGCUAAUUCCAUAAGACAUUUAGGCUGGUACCCUGGGAUGUGUUAUUUGCUCCCAUUACAGCUCUGUGCAGGUUACACUGAGAAUGCCAAAAGCAGCAUUCUUGCUUGUCGCAAUGAUUAAAAUGCCUGGUUUUGAUUUGUGAUCAUAUCUGUCAUACUCUCAGCCCUGUGAACUAGGAGACCUGAGCUUCCAGCCUGGGUACUGCCUGAGCAAACCCACUCUUUGGUUCCUUUCAGGAGCUUGUGACAGAGUUGCUGUCCCUUGGGCGUGGCCUGAUUCCACUUCCAAAAACUCCAUAGAGGCCACUUUUGAUGUGGGCUUGAUGUAAAGGCAAAUGGUUCUGUUCAUCACAACUGGUCUUUUCAGGCAUCUUGGCAAGGUUGUCUUUAAUUUUUUUUUCUGUAUUUUUGCCAGUGCAGUGUAAUGUGAUCCCAAAUUAAUGUCUUUUAUGCUUCUGGUCUUAGUACUAGAAGAUACUUGGAAAUGGGCUAGUGUUAAGCAAAUGUGACCAGGGAGCGCAGGAAAAGAUGUAAUUUCAUGGAGGUACCAGUUAGCUAUGUUUUACAGCCAUCAUCUGUAGAGAAGGGUUGGGGAAAAGCAAACCGAAGGCUUACAUUUAGCUUCUGGAGGCCAGGAGCUAAUGUGCUGUGCAUAUUAUCUGCUGGUGCAGGUACCAGACACUGACAAAAAGACCUCUCUUACACAGUCGAGGAGGAAAAAGUUUGUGUUACAAGAUCAACCUGAUAAUAACUGGGAUAUCUUUUCCUGCAUUGAAGGGUUUGAUUAUCCAAUUUUCAGCAAGUGUCAUCAUAGAAAUGCGCUAGAGGCUGUGUAUGCGGUUGUGCUGGGUGGAAGCACAUUUUCAUUCGUGACUGUGGAAGAUGCUUUGGUGUCUGUGUGCAAGUGGAGAGGAGUACGACCAAGGAUCGUGGACUGCCCAACUGGAGGAAAUGCUUUAUCUCUGGAUUUGAGACCGAGAGCUAAACAUCAUUUCUCUUGCUCCAACAUCUGGCCAAGAGAUAAAUACACACUUUUUGACAUUUUUAAAUGUCUGUCUUCUUGAAUACAGAGUAUUUCAUCUGUUUCUAGGACAUGUGAUCUUUCUACUUGCAGAGAGGGUUGUUCCGAGUAAGGGGUGAGAAAUGUUGCUGUCUGCCUGCUGAAAAAAAUAGGGAAGACAUUAUUUGUAUAUCCAUAUUGUCAUCAUCUAUAGGAGUAAUUCUCUUCCUCUUUGUAAAGCUACAGCUACUUCAAAGCUAUUUUUCUGAAAUCUGCUGAAAGUACCCUUGGAGAAUUCUGCUUCUCAUAAACUCAGUUUAUCUUACUAUACGUCGAUGAAUCCCAGCCCUGUUAGAGGAAUGCUAGGUGUACUCUUUCUUUGUUAGGACCCAUAAAACCUUAGCUGGUUUGCUGCAGAGUUACAAAGGCUCUUGAAGUACACUUGAGGUUCACUUCAUCUUUACUUAGAUGAAAAAGGGGAGAAGAAUCUUGCAGGAGAGUGCUUUUAGUCAUUGCAUCAAGGGAUUGGAAAGACUGUGCAGGCCUUAGCCCAAUUACACCAUUAGUCUGUCAUUGAUGUGAUGAGGAGAUGGCUGGGAAGCUGCCAGCAGGCUCAGAGAGGAUCUCCAAGGCUUGCUGAUGAAAAUUUGUACAAGGUGGUGUGCGGGUUGCUAAUGAGACCCACAGGCAGGCCCAGGAACAUGCUCUUGGGGACUCUUACACCUGCCCGUUGAAGAUGGCAUAGCUGUAACUUUUUGGCAUUAUCUAAAUCCCAGUAAAGGGAAGGACCCAUCUUACUGGAUCUUGGAGCAUCUUCCUGUGACUGGACGCCUGCUUGUACACCUGCGUCUGUACUCUCAACUGUGCUAGAGAAAGGCAUGUUUUCAGGAAGGAUGCCAAACCAGGAACAACAGCUAAAAAUACCCGAACAAUAAAACGGAGCAGUUCAAACUACAUCUGCAGCACAUGAAGCUGGCCAGCCUGGGGCCUGCAGAAGAGUUCAAGGUGGUGGACUCUUGAGGCAAAGCUUUUGGAGCUGGACUGGCCUGUCUGCAUCCAUCCAUCUUCUUGGUCACUUGGAAGUGUAUGUUUAUUUUGGCAGUCUGGGAAUGGCAGUCAUCUGAGGGGGUUGGGUUUGGUUGCUGGGAGAGCUGUCUGUAAUACUGGUAGAUGAGGGGUAUGACCGCAUGCUGUAGUGUCACAGUGAACUUUGACUCUGUUGAUACAGACUGGAGAAUAGCAGUAGAUCCUCUGUCCUGGAUGUGUUGGCUGAAAAUUUUAUAUUUUUAACCAAAUAGUCACAAAGCAGCCAAAGGAACUUUUUAUUUUCUUUUUUUCUUUUAAUAUAUUGGUAUCAAAGAUGUGUCCUAUGAGUCAUCAUUAUAAUGAGGAUCUGAAAAGGGCAAAUAUAUUCCUAGGAUAUAUCAAAUGAUUUUGACUCAACAGAGGGGAGGUAUAAAUACCAUUGCCUGAAGCCCUGCUGAGCCCUGUCCCACUGGCUCCUGGGAGGACUUGCUGGGACGUGAGGAGAGCUUGCAGGGAUUAUUGGGGAACAGGGAGCCUGGCACGACAGAGGGAAUUAAAAAUGUGAGCAUUCAAAGCAAGAGCCAGGAGGGGAGACAGCGUCUAUCCAUGAGUAUCUCUGAAAGUAUGGGCCCCAGCCAGGGAAAGGCCAAUGCAGUGGCAGGGUAUGCUCUAGUUAAUUUGCUGUUAAUUGUGUAGACUGCAAAUGAGGAGGAUUGUCAUGGGUCGAGGCAGCUGGGGUGGGUAUGGAGCUGUCAGGGCAGGAAAAGCACCUGCUUUUCUCUGGGUGGGCUGGGCAGCCCCGUCUCCCUCCAGGGGGGAGGGGAUGAGCUGCAGCCAGCUCUGCCUGUUAGAGGUUAACGGGUGGUUAAUCCCGUUACUAGCACUGCAGCUCAGCUGCAUCGGUACGUGUUUCACUCGCCUGUGCGGGGUCCGAACAGUGCAGGAGCCCUCCUGUGUCCCAGCCCUGUGCUUUGGGGCUGGUGGUGGAGGCAGUUUGGGUGUCCGGGGGCAACGUGCCGGUGCCGCAGUCCACCUCUGUGGCGGCACCGGAGCUUUACGGCUGGUUGUCUCAGCACUGGAUGACCCCAAGGAAAUCGGGUAGAUGCUGUGGUUGCACCUGACUGGGUUAUCUUGAAACCUCUGGGUUCAGGGCUGGUAUGCUGUAAGAGCAGAAUUCAUCCUCGUUGAUUUACAUACAGAGAUAGUAUUUUUUUUUUUUUACCCCUUCUGCAGCUCCAGUCUGGUUUGCUCUUCCUUUUUUUUUUUUUUUUUUUUAAAUUCUGACAUCUGCCUCCCAGUUAUUCUCUUUAAAAGCGAGGUGAGUGAGCGUAAGGGCUCCAUCGCCCUUCCCGGCCUGACCUCCUUGGGCGGCGCUCCGGGAACCCGGCCUCGCCGGCCGCAGCUGCCGGCGCUGAUGUACCGCUUGGGUUUCACACUGAUAUACUCUGUUUUCUGAGCGACGCAUCUUCCAACAUCAGGCUGCAGCUGCGUUCCGGUUUGUGUGCUUUAGGCUUCAGAUAACCCUGUUGUCAUGGGGUAAAUGUACAGAAUAUACAGCGCGACCAUCGAGCUACGCACCAUCGCGGUGCAGACGGACCCACUCAGAGUCCCUUCCGCUCCAGGCUCUGUCGCCUCUCUCGUCACUUCCGGCGGCGACGGUUCAUACUGCGCCUGCGCAAGCGGGAUUUCCUUUCUCCGCGUCGGCGCCGGGCAGGAAGAUGGUGAGUGGGGCUGAGGCGCCGCGUCCCAUCCGCCGCCAUCCCCUCCGGGCCCGCCGCGCUGAGGCUGCGGGCUAAGCGCACCAAGAAAGUUGGGAUUGUGGGUAAAUAUGGUACCCGUUAUGGUGCAUCCCUUAGGAAAAUGGUGAAGAAAAUUGAAAUUAGCCAGCACGCCAAGUAUACCUGCUCCUUCUGUGGCAAG
Grus americana (Whooping crane) is the source of this 8169-nucleotide messenger RNA. It is a transcript of the gene SMARCAL1, whose product is annotated as SWI/SNF related, matrix associated, actin dependent regulator of chromatin, subfamily a like 1. The record is from RefSeq and is a predicted model, not a curated record. Gene Ontology annotation, biological process: replication fork processing; DNA repair. Lineage: Eukaryota; Metazoa; Chordata; Aves; Gruiformes; Gruidae. The transcript is spliced from 18 exons. Gene Ontology annotation, molecular function: ATP-dependent chromatin remodeler activity; ATP binding. The coding region runs from base 165 to 3071 and encodes 968 amino acids. Gene Ontology annotation, cellular component: nuclear replication fork.